Molecule: messenger RNA, 1821 nt
Organism: Cetraspora pellucida
Lineage: Eukaryota; Fungi; Glomeromycota; Glomeromycetes; Diversisporales; Gigasporaceae
Source: the annotation of a GenBank genome assembly
AUGCACGACAUACAAACCCCAGAUAUAGCGUCUGUCGAAAGAACUUUUCAAGGACUUGAACUUAAAGCAGAACAGCGCGAUAAUGGUAUAUUCGCUGCUAUAGUCAAGGCCUUGCUAUCAAACAGUAAUCAAUGGAUGAGAGCUCCAGACAUUGUCGAUCGCAUUCGAGGAUGGAAACUUACUACCAACGACGGCCAACUUAGUGGGAAAACUCCUACUUCCACAAUCCAAGGCACUAUUUCUACAGCGUUGAAACUUGCGAAAUCGAGAGGUUGUGAGGAACCAAUCGAAAAACAUCAAAUCAAGAAUUUAACUUACUACCGCCUCUCUUUGCAUUUAUUUACGGAUUCCCGAAUCCGAGACUCGAUGAAUACCAUACCUCCAACUCCUCCUCCUGAUCCCCCUCGUUUAGCAAAAGAUAAGAAACGAUCUCCUACGAAACCAUCUCGUCCCACAACAUCAAGUCGGGGUACGACGAAAAGAAUCACCAUUGAUUCUGAUGUUAAUGUUAUUACAACAAAGAAAAUAAAAAUUAGCCAUAAUACGUCUCCUAUUAUAAAUUUGACAGAUAAUGAACAUGAUUCCCAAUUUUUAAUAGAACCAAGUUUAAAAAAAAAGAGUACAAGUACAAAAUACCAACCUUCUGAAGAUUACGUUAAUGGACCAAAAUCGUUUGCAAUUAUUCAAGAAACAGGUUAUUCUUACCCUCGACUUAGUCGACUUAGACGCAGUGAACAUAGAUAUCCAAAGUCAAAAUGCGAAGAUGCAUUUUGCGUAAAAGAUCUAAGACGAUCUGAUGGAUCCUUUAUGGCACGAUUAUUUUGUUUGGCGGAUGGACAUGGAGGCUCUGGAUGCUCGGAAUUUUUAAUUUCAAGAAUGCCACAUCGUAUCCAAGAACUGCUACAAGACCAUCCGGUAAAUUUUGAUAACAAAGAUGAACAACAAUGGUUUAGAGAACAAAUGGAACAUCUCGUCAGGCAAUUGGAUGACGAAUACGUUGAGGCUAAGCGUGUAGAAUUUCGUCGCUGGAAAUAUCAGAGAGAAAAACAAGACGAUUCUAAUUCAAUACCAUUUGUAGAAGAUGAAAGGUUUAUUAUAAAUGAUCAAAGUGAUUCUGAUUCAAUACCACCAGUAGAUGACGGAUCAACUAUCAUUAUUAAUAUGUUUAUUAAUGAUUGGUUAAUCAAUGUUAACGUUGGUGAUUCACGAACCUUUCUUGCGUGUCGAGGCAAAAACAAUAAAUGGUCUGUAGAAUUCGCGAGUGAAGAUCAUAAACCUUACCUUGAACGCCUUGCCUUGAAAAUAUAUUCAAAUGGUGGCAUAUUUGUUGAUAGUAAUGAUGAUCCAAUUAAGUUUGAUCCCACCCCUAGACAACGUCGCACUAGACCAAGUUUAAAGAACGCGCGUAUUAGACUCAAAGGGCAAGAAGAUGAAAAUGAAGAUGGUGUUCCCUACAUAAAUGAAACUGGAAAAUAUUGGUCGAUUAAUGUUGCUGCGACCUGUGGUGAUUUACUCUUCAAAUUAAAUCGUUCCAGAAGAGUUAUUGAUUGUGUUCCAGAUGUUACUUUUAGAAAGUUAGGUAAAUAUGGUGGUGAUAGAUUCUUAUUGAUAAGCAGCGAUGGUCUUUUUGACCAUUUAAAAGAAUCAAGGAUAGAUGAACAGAACAAUGAAGUCGCUAAAUUUAUUGGCGGCUUAUUGGACAAUGGAGAAUCUGUCAUGAAUGUUGUUAAAAAAAUAGGUAGUCGGGAGAAAUAUACCACGUUAUUUAAGGAUUUUAGUCAAGUAUAUGACGACAUUACUUGCAUUUUAAUUUCUUUGUAA